GAGAAGGUACGCGCGACCGCGGCUACGCGGCCGAGCGAGUCCUCGGGAUCGCCAGUCGGCCGUCGACCAUCGACGCGCACUGAUAUUGCAGGGAGGGAGGUUGCGCGUAACGAUCGCGCGAGUGAACCUCGCAUCGCCGCAAGUGCCGAUUCGAAGAGGGAAAGAGAGUGCCGACAAACUGGAUCUUUGUACACACGUUGUUGCUAUUAUGCGCGCGCCAUGCGGAGUAGAGUGUGAAUGUCGGCGACACUGAGGACGAUGAUGUUUCGCGAGUUGCUUGUGCUGGCAGUGGCAGCAUGCCUGGUCCAAGGAUGGAACGCCAAGCCGGAAAGCCAGAAGGCAGAAGCCAAGUGCGAACGGCUCAGCGUGUCUUUCUGCAGGGGACUGCGCUACAACUUGACGGCGAUGCCGAAUUUUAUGGGCCACACGGACCAAGUGCAGGCAGAACGAGGGCUAGCGACCUUCAUGCCGCUGGUCCACUACAACUGCUCGAGACAUCUCCGACUCUUCUUGUGCGCCGUCUUCGCUCCGGUCUGCUCGGAACAUGUGACUAUGCAAAUACCGGUCUGCAAGUCCCUCUGCCUUUCCGUAAGAAGGGAUUGCGAGCCCGCCUUAACCGUCCUCGCGCUUCCGUGGCCACAUAUGCUGGACUGCGACCGCUUCCUUAGUCAGGAUAAUGUACUCUGCGUAAAAUCGCCGGACGAGACAUUGGACGACAGCAGCCUACCGGUCCUGCCAAGCGUGCAACAGCAAUGGCCGAUUGUGCACCACGAGCAGCCGCUGCAGAUCUCCACGCAGGAGCAGCAGCAACAUCAUCAUCAGUGUCCGCCGCCUUUCGUGCAGAUUCCCGAAAUAAAAACGAUCUCUUGCGCACCACGCUGCGGCACCGACGCCUACUAUCGCGCGGAAGACAAGCGGUUCGCCGAGCGAUGGAUGACCGGUUGGGCAUGGCUGUGCUUCCUGUCGACUUCCUUCACUUUGCUGACCUUCUGGGUCGAGCCGUCCAGGUUUCGCUAUCCUGAGAGGCCGAUUGUUUUCUUGGCUCUCUGCUAUAAUCUCCUCUCCGUGGCAUACAUUGUCCGGGGUGUCGUGGGUGCUGAAAACCUCAGCUGUGCUAUCCAGAUCGAUGGGACAAGCUAUGUUCCGGUUCGUGAUGGGUUGAAGAGCGUCCCCUGUACAAUUUGGUGGCUGGUCAGGUACUACCUGGGACUAGCCAGCAGCACAUGGUGGGCGGUGCUUUGCGGUUGUUGGCUGCUGAGCGCCAGGAACGAGUGGAGCAGCGAAGCUCUUCACAACAUCGCGUCCUAUCUUCAUGCAGCCGCGUGGGUCCUUCCAGUACUCUUUACGGGAGGAAGCCUGUUGUCACGUAACGUGGUGGCGGACGAGCUGACCGGGCUGUGUCAAAUCUCUGACGAGUCGGCGCUUUGGCUGGAGGUGGUGCCGCAUGCCUCAUUGUUGUUGUUGGGCUGUGUGUUUGGCAGCAUUGCUGGCAGCGCACUGAUUCGCGUACGAAGAGCCGUGCGUUGCGCCGGUCGCAGCGCUACGAAGCUGGAACGCCUGAUGACUCGGCUGGGCAUCUUCGCGCUACUGUACGCGUUACCGGCAUUGGGUGGUCUCAUCUGCGUCCUGCACGAGUCAUCAGUAAGGCCACGAUGGCGGAAACUGGCGUUGCUAGCCGCGUUGGACUGCCGAGCUACCCAGAACUGCGCACCAGGCCCAGUCUAUCGGGCUGCCGGCCUUGAAGUAGCUCUCCUCAGGCUCUUCUUGUCUCUCGUAGUCGGUGUUACUUCCGGCAUGUGGGUCUGGUCCGGUAAAACCUGUCGAGCUUGGAGCAGGCUACUCGCUGCGCCCAGCAAGCCUGCCAGAAUGCAAAGCCCUUUCCAGGGCAUCAAACAAGACGCUAACGUCGCUUGAGCAAUUCAAGGUCGAACUACCGAUGUAAAACGAGAGUAAAGACCGCCAGUCUUGGAGAAGUUGUAAUAUAUGAAAAGCGAGUGCAUGUAGAGUAAUUAAAGAACGAGGACAUUAUCGGCAGUGUUUAGUUAUACAUGAUUUGGACAUGUUCAAAAUAUAAUAAAAUAUUUAUUUUACAAUUUACAAUUAUCUCGAUGCUCUACACGUGUAUUAACAGAGUUACAAUGAAAUUUGUUGUAUAUUUUUAUGAAAUUGCGUUUCUGCGAUUAUCAUCGAUGUUGAUUUGAUCAAUUUUACUGAUAGGAAGUUAUCAAAUGGCGAAAUUCUUUUUACGCUAAUUUUCAUAAGGCUGGCGAGUUUUAUUCUUAUUUCGUCGGUGAUUUAACUUACCCAAGCAACAAUACGAACAUUCGGGGAUGUAAAAUACAUAGCCGCAAAGGCGUUAGAGAUUUUACGUUAUUAAUAUCUCGAUAUUUCAUGGGUAAUCUUUAAGUAUCCUUUGAACCUCGUGUUGUUGGGGUGACUUGUGAGAGAUUAAUUUUAGAACCAUUGUGCAUUUGCUGCGUGGUUUAAUAUGUGAUUUUUUAUUUAUGAGUCAAAUCAUUUUAUAAGAAUACUUGUGAUGCGCGGGUCGGUAAACGCUGAGGAUGAUUGCUUCUGUAUAUAUACGCUGUACAUAUUGUAAAAAUGUGAUGUGCGUCUGAGGAAUUGCAGAGUAUAAAGAUUCUUAUAAAUCUGCAAUUAACAUACGAGUGCCGUGAUGAUCGCCAGUGACCAGCUGGCUACGAUACUAUUAUAUCUUGUUAAGGUGCGCAUAAAGAAUAUAAUUGUUUGCAUUUAAAACAUUGGUUGUACGAUCGAUGAAGUAAAUGAAAUGAGAUAAAAAAUAUAUAUAUAUGGACUUAAAGUUACAUUUUUUCAAGUCAUAAUUCAACCAUCAUUAGUUUAAUUUUUGUACAAUCAAUAAAAGAAAAUGCAAUAGUCAACGUGUUAAAAUCGAAUUAUGGCAUUAUUAUAAUAAUGACAGAAGUGUAUAUAUUUGCAUACAACUUUAAUAAAUACCAAUCAUUGUUUUUAUUUCUGAAUUGUACUUAAAUAUUGUUUAAGUAUAAAGGUGAUGAGGAGAAAUUAAGGACAUUGCUUAGACGAGAAUCAACCUUGUUUUUAUUUUAUUUUCCUUUAAAAUACAAGAAAGAAUAUACAAUAAAUAUAUGAGGCGAUUGUGUAAGAAUAAUAACACGUGUAUAUAUAUCUGUGAAAGAGAAUAAAUAUUUUAUUUUAAAAAUUAAAAAUAUAUAUCUAUAGCAAAAUUUAUUAAUAUAAACUUAUAUAGUUUUACAUAAUAUGCUAUUUUUAAUAUCGUAUUUAUGAUUAUACUUCAUUUUUUCUAUGUAAUUCUGAAAUGAAUAUAAGAAGAAUUAUAUAAAAAUAAAUUAAAAAUAUAAACAUUAA
This is a messenger RNA of Harpegnathos saltator (Jerdon's jumping ant), 3366 nucleotides long. RefSeq names its product frizzled-9. The transcript is spliced from 6 exons. NCBI's taxonomy places the organism in Eukaryota, Metazoa, Arthropoda, Insecta, Hymenoptera, Formicidae. The record is from RefSeq and is a predicted model, not a curated record. Gene Ontology annotation, cellular component: plasma membrane. Gene Ontology annotation, biological process: canonical Wnt signaling pathway; non-canonical Wnt signaling pathway. Gene Ontology annotation, molecular function: Wnt-protein binding; Wnt receptor activity. Bases 238 to 1914 code for a protein of 558 amino acids.